UCGAAGACCCGCAGUGCAAGUAAAAGUGGCAAAUGAAGUGGAAAGUGCCCUCAGAAUGGGAACAAUGAUGAUGCGGAUGAGAAAUCGGGGCGGUGAGCGGUGGCAGACGAACUACUUUGACACACAAAUGCCACUGCUGUCGUCUGGCCUAAUGAGUCCCGGCCUGCUGCCAAUAUUGAAUGAACAGUCGGUGCAGCUGGGGCAGCCUGGGCAGCCUGGGCAGCAGGAGCAGUCAAAGAGGCAUUACUUGGCCCACGGGCCCAGUUCGGUUGAACAGCAAUUACUCCGCCUGCAGCCGGACUACAAAUUGCUGUACAGCGCCGAGCACCACACCUAUUUCCAUCUACACACCCAGAUCCCGCAGGACAAUGCCAGCCGCCAGACAGUAGCAUCGAAACAUAGGACAUCGGAGAAGGCAUCGCCAAAUCGCAGGCUUUUCCAGCAAAUUGUGGGCAACACGCUGACCGCCGCCUUUGGCCUGAAUGUGAUGAACAAGGGCCAGGACCAGGAGCAGAGCCAGCAGUUCACCAGCGAACCGGUGCAGCUCUACGAUGCCGCCUCGUUGCGUCGGUCUCGCUUCAGUCCCUUCAAUCCCACCAGAAUCCUCAUUCACGGCUGGCUGGGCAACGAGAAUGCCAAUAUGUACAACGAACUGUUGCCAGCUUAUUUUGGGCUCAGGAAUGGCAACUACAACAUCUUCACCGUGGACUGGGGACGUGGUGCCAUAGCGGACUAUAUAACGGCCAGCUAUAGGGUCAAGCCGGUGGGUCAGAUUGUGGCCAAGUUCGUGGACUUUCUGCAUGAGGAGGCGGGUAUGCGUUUCGAGGAUCUCCAGCUCAUCGGAUUCAGCAUGGGCGCACAUGUGGCGGGACUGGCUGGAAAGCAUGUGCAGACCGGUCGCCUACGGAUGAUCCGAGCUUUGGAUCCGGCACUGCCCUUCUUCCGGUAUGCCAAGCCAAAGGAGCGACUGACCCGCGAGGAUGCCGACUAUGUGGAGGUGCUGCACACCAGUGUGGGCAGCUAUGGAUUUGAUCGACCUGUGGGUCAUGUGGAUUUCUAUGCCAACUGGGGCAGCCAGCAGCCAGGUUGCUUUUGGCAUGAAUGCAGCCAUUGGAGGGCAUUUAUGCUGUUUGCCGAGAGUCUCGCUGGGGAUCAGGAGACGGGCUUCUUAGCCCAGGGCUGUCCAGCUGCUGAAUGGCAGCAGUUGACCCGAUUCCAUCGCUGCCCAAAGGACACCGGAGUGCUGCAGACCAUGGGCGGGGAUUUGGCCAAUGUGACGGCGGAGUUCUUGGCCCAAAGACAGGGUGUCUAUUAUUUCCAAACAAACGAGCAGCCACCCUAUGUUUUAGCACAAAAUGCCAGCACACACAUGGAAAAAAUAAAUAGCGAAAUGGCUGAGAGAACGUAA
Molecule: messenger RNA, 1408 nt
Organism: Drosophila santomea
Lineage: Eukaryota; Metazoa; Arthropoda; Insecta; Diptera; Drosophilidae
Product: lipoprotein lipase
Exons: 2
Coding region: 56-1408 (450 amino acids)
Biological process (GO): lipid metabolic process
Molecular function (GO): lipase activity
Source: RefSeq, a predicted model, not a curated record